Elaeis guineensis (African oil palm) is the source of this 1536-nucleotide messenger RNA. RefSeq names its product proliferating cell nuclear antigen. Gene Ontology annotation, biological process: mismatch repair; translesion synthesis; regulation of DNA replication. Gene Ontology annotation, cellular component: PCNA complex. Lineage: Eukaryota; Viridiplantae; Streptophyta; Magnoliopsida; Arecales; Arecaceae. The record is from RefSeq and is a predicted model, not a curated record. Gene Ontology annotation, molecular function: DNA polymerase processivity factor activity; DNA binding.
GAAAAGAAAAAUAAAGCGUCUCCCGAAAAGACAUUUCGGUGAUCGCUUCCUCCGCAAGCUUCCCCCCCCUUCUCCCGCCAUCUUUCCUCCUCCUAUCUCUCUAUAAACCGAACCCUUGCUCAAAUACCAACAAUCUUUUCUCUCUAUUUCUCGAAUUCUCUGCCCCUUCGUCGUUAGGGAUGCUGGAGCUGCGUCUGGUGCAGGGGAGCCUCCUGAAGAAGGUGCUGGAGGCGAUCAAAGAGCUGGUGACGGACGCCAACUUCGACUGCUCAUCGUCGGGGGUGUCCCUCCAGGCCAUGGACUCGAGCCACGUCGCCCUGGUCGCCCUCCUUCUCCGCUAUGACGGCUUCGAGCACUUCCGCUGCGACCGCAACCGCUCCAUGGGCAUGAACAUCAACAACGUCUCCAAGCUCCUCCGAUGCGCCGCCAACGACGACAUCAUCACGCUUAAGGCCGAUGACGACUCCGACACCAUCACCUUCAUGUUCGAGAGCCCUAAACAAGAUAAGAUUGCAGACUUUGAAAUGAAAUUGAUGGAUAUCCAGAAUGAUCAUCUGGGUAUUCCUGAAGCUGAGUAUCAGGCGAUUGUCAAGAUGCCUUCUCUAGAGUUUGCACGAAUCUGCAAGGAUCUGAGCAGUAUUGGGGACACUGUUGUAAUAUCUGUGACAAAGGAAGGAAUUAAGUUCUCAACCAGAGGUGACAUUGGCAGUGCAAAUAUCGUUUGCCGGCAGAACACUACUGUGGAUAAGCCCGAGGAUUCUACCACCAUAGAAAUGAAGGAACCGGUUUCUCUGACAUUUGCUUUGCGGUAUAUGAACUCAUUUACGAAGGCAACCCCUUUGUCAAGCACCGUAACCAUUAGCAUGUCCUCGGAUCUGCCUGUUGUUGUGGAGUACAAGAUUGCUGAAAUGGGUUACAUCAGAUUUUAUUUGGCCCCCAAAAUUGAAGAUGAUGAUGAAGGGUAUAUAUUGGAGGAGAAAUCAUUUUCCUUUCUCCUUACCCAGUAAUCCUGAGGCUCAAGAAUGGAGGAACAAGCCAUUUCUCAACUAUGAUAAGCUAUGCGUGCUUUAUGGAGCUGAUAAAGUAACUGGUGAGCAAGCUGAGACAGCUUCUGAGAUGAGGGAGAGGUUAAGAAGGGAAGGUAAUAUGAAUACUAUUGAUGAUAUAGAUUACAUGGUAUCAAUAAAUCAAGCAUCGAUUCAUGAGGAUGAUGGAAAUGGUAACGAUGAAAAUUAUGGUGAUAGAACUGGUGACGAUAUACGCAAUGUGAUAGUUCUCCCUUUGACUCUUCUCCCUUUUUGCUUGAUACAUGUUCCCAACGAUAUGAUGUUUCUUCUAAAAAAGCUAUGGGAAAAGCUAAGAUAGAUGAAGUUGAAAUUUUGAGGAAUGGACUCAAGAGUGUUGCAGAUGCUAUUGAAGUAUCAGUAAGAAAAUACCAACUUUUUAUUAAAGAGGAUGAGAUUGCUGCUCUAGUUCUUGAGCUAAGCAUUGAAAAUAGUCUUUUUGACGAAUGCUAUCUCUUUCUUAUAGAUAAUU